AUGGCUAAGUGGCUAAACAAGUACUUCAGCUUAGGGAAUAACAAAACUAAGAGCCCCCCGCAGCCUCCCCGGCCAGACUACCGCGAGCGCGGGCGCGGGGGCAGCAGCAGCAGUGGUAGCACCAGCCGGGGGGCGGCGGCGGCGGGGGCAGGUGGUGGCAGUGAGCGGCGGCAGCAGCAGCCCGCGGCCGCCUCCUGCUCGUCCUCGUCGUCCUCUUGCUUUUCAGCCUCAUUCCGGGAGGACAGCGGCAGCACCAGCGACCUCAUCCGCGCCUACCGGGCCCAGAAGGAACGCGAUUUCGAGGACCCCUACAACGGCCCCGGCUCGUCGCUGCGCAAGCUGAGGGCCAUGUGUCGCCUGGACUAUUGCGGGGGCCAGGAGAGCAGUGGGGACAGGACCUUCUCCUCCGCCUCAUCGUCCGCAGGCUGCUGCUGCACCUCUGGUGGCGGAGGGGGAGCCGCCACCUCCUCCUCGUCUUCCUCCUCCCCGCACCUUUUCCGCAGCAAUAGCGAGCGGCGGCCGGCCACACCGCCUGAGGUCAAAUACAUCUCCCCCAAGCACCGGCUUAUCAAGAUCGACAGCGGCUGUGGAGGUGGCGGCGGUGGUGGUGGCGGUGGAGGAGACCCCGGGGGAGGCGGCAGUAAGAGUAGCAGCAGCAGCGGCAGCAGCAGCGUCCGAACCUGGAGUCCGUCCGCUUGCGGCAGCAGUAGCAAGAAACUGCUCAACAGGUGCCCUGAAGAGAGCGGCGCCGCUGGAGGCAAGAAGGAUAAGGUUAUCAUUGCUGACGAUUACUCAGAUCCUUUUGAUGCCAAAAGUGAGCUGAAGAAUAAAGCAGGAAAGGGGGAAAGCACUGGCUACAUGGAGCCCUAUGAAGCUCAGAGGAUCAUGACAGAAUUUCAGAGACAAGAAAGCGUGAAAUCCCAGAAUAAAGGCGUCCAGUUAUAUGACACACCUUAUGAACCAGAAGGCAAUGGGGUAGAUUCAGACUCUGAAAGCUUGGUCAGCCAGCGUUUACGAGAAAGCAAGUUGCCCCAGGAUGACGACAGGCCUGCAGACGAGUAUGAUCAGCCUUGGGAAUGGAACAAAGUCACAAUUCCAGCCUUAGCAGCUCAGUUUAAUGGUAAUGAGAAGAGGCAGUCUUCCCCCUCACCUUCCAGAGACAGGCGUCGACAGCUCCGAGCCCCAGGUGGAGGCUUCAAGCCAAUCAAGCAUGGAAGCCCAGAGUUCUGUGGGAUAUUGGGAGAAAGAGUUGAUCCUACUGUCCCACUGGAAAAGCAAAUCUGGUAUCAUGGAGCAAUCAGCAGAACAGAUGCCGAAAAUCUCCUCCGGUUGUGUAAAGAGUGUAGCUACCUUGUAAGAAAUAGCCAGACAAGCAAGCAUGACUAUUCUCUGUCACUGAAGAGCAACCAGGGCUUCAUGCACAUGAAACUGACAAAAGCCAAAGAGAAAUAUAUCCUGGGGCAGAACAGCCCCCCGUUUGACAGUGUCCCCGAAGUCAUUCACUACUACACGACCAAAAAACUGCCCAUCAAAGGCGCGGAACACUUGUCCCUGCUCUACCCUGUGGCUGUCCGGACCCUAUGAGGAGAGUGACCGACCCGCUCCCCUGUUCCCACGUGUAGACGACGGGGCCCCGGAGAAGCGAGGAAGGAAGCAGAGGCUCCUCCCCGAGCAUCCACCAGAACUCUGGACUGAGAAGAAACCGAAGCUCACCGCUUGUCACCACAGAUUGACUGGCUGUGUUCAGAUCAUUAGUGGUACUUUGGCACUGCUGUAUGUCUUCAGAAUUAUGUUUCUAUUUAAGGGGAUGGAAGAACCAUAUUCAAAUGUGAUAGCAGAUAAUCCAGCCCAAUCCAGCCCCCACAUCUCCUUUUACUUCCUGUGAAUUAAAAUAUUUUCAAAUCCAAAGAUAUGCCUUCCAGGGUAAACAGAGCAAAGCAGCUUAUAACAAACAGUGAGCUCCAAGGAUUUUCAUUUCUUUGUUCUCCUGCUGUCAUGAACUUACACCUGCGUAUAGUCAAAAAAUAAUAAUAAUAAUAAUAAUAUUAUUAAAAGUGAUAAUUCUCCGCUGGUGCUAUACUGUCCCCUAUUGAUAACGAGAACAGACAGAUGCUAGGCCUUUCAGGACCUGGAGAAUGACAGCACGUUCAAUUCAUUCCCCCCUCCCCCCAGGAGUCUUCAGAACUGCCUCUUCCACAUGUGUGAGUGUAUGUGUGUGUCUGCACACGAGUGUAUGUAUGGGCACGGGGGCGUAUGUGUGCUUCAAUCGCAGUUGGUGAGGCAAAUCCAACAACAAAUCCUUUCUCUUCCCUUGAUGUGACUAGGAGACCUAUCUCAAUGGAAUCAUUUUGCAGUAGCAGAAAGAAUUCAAUUAUUUAUGACUAGGGUAUGUA
Gracilinanus agilis (Agile Gracile Mouse Opossum) is the source of this 2393-nucleotide messenger RNA. RefSeq names its product SH2 domain containing adaptor protein B (gene SHB). The coding region runs from base 1 to 1584 and encodes 527 amino acids. The record is from RefSeq and is a predicted model, not a curated record. Gene Ontology annotation, molecular function: phosphotyrosine residue binding. Lineage: Eukaryota; Metazoa; Chordata; Mammalia; Didelphimorphia; Didelphidae. The transcript has 6 exons.